AUGUCUGAUUCGGCUAAAAUAGAGGAGGUACUUCCCAGUACAAUGGAGAACAUUAUAAUGAAAGCAUCUUACCAAGAUGCUUAUCACGGCUAUGCUACGACAGAGGCUAACCUCUCUCAUGGUCGGAAAUUAUACUGUCUCACGCAAUGUACUCCUGAUAUACUUGGCUUACAGUGUGAAACUUGCUUGCAUUUUGCUUAUGGAGAUAUGAUGGAUGAUUGUUGUAGGAGCCAAACGCUGGCGAUACUUCGGCCUAGUUGCAUGCUGAUUUAUGGUAUAUCACCUUUUUAUCCAAUGUUGCCUCCACCUCAGCCUUCUUCACCACUCCCACCAGAAUCCAGUGCUGCUGCUGACAAGAGUAACGGUGCUAUUUAUUAUAUUAUCAGAGCUGGAAUUCCUGUUGUAGGCUUCAUAGUUCUUCUUCUUUGUGCCAUUACUGCUUUCUACAUUCAUAAAAGGAGAAAGACGAAACAAUGCUCGGAAAAUGAUAAUGCUACCCUCGAGUCAUUGCAAUUUGAUCUCGAAUACAUCAAGGUUGCAACAAACAAUUUUUCACAAGAUAAUUGGCUUGGAAGAGGUGGAUUUGGCAUUGUCUACAAGGGCAAACUGCCUGAUGGCAAAGAAGUAGCCGUGAAGCGGCUUGUCACAAAGGAUUUAGGGAGGGGUGGCGAUGAGCAAUUUAAGAAUGAAAUUCUUAUAUUGGCUAAGCUCCAGCAUCGAAACUUAGUGACACUUUUAGGAUUCUGCUUGGAAGAGGAUGAAAUGCUUCUAGUUUACGAGUUUUUGCCCAACAACAGCCUCGAUUAUUUUAUAUUUGAUUCAUCUAAGAGGCAUACAUUUCUACGAUGGGAGACACGCUUUAAAAUCAUCAAUGGUAUUGUAAGAGGACUUAUCUACCUUCAUGAACAGUCAAGACUUCGAAUCAUUCAUCGAGACCUAAAAGCUGGAAAUGUUCUCUUGGAUGAAGAAUUUAACCCUAAGAUAUCAGAUUUCGGUAUGGCAAGACUAUUCAACAUUGACCAAACUCAAUCAGUGGCAAGCAAAAUUGUUGGUACUUUUGGAUACAUGGCUCCGGAAUACGUGCUUCAAGGCCAAGUUUCCAUGAAGUCGGAUGUCUAUAGUUUUGGAGUUCUAGUAUUGGAAAUUAUAAGCGGGCAAAAAAUUAGCUCAUUUCGAUCUGAACAAAAUCUAGAAACCCUUCUUGAAUUUGUGUGGAGAAAUUGGAUAGAAGGCACAGCAUGGAAUGUUGUGGAUCCUGCAUUGUCGAACGCUCAUAGCAUGGAGAUUCUAAGAUGUAUCCAUGUUGGCUUACUGUGUGUACAACAGAACCCAAAAGAUAGACCAACUAUGCCUCUAGCUGAUCUUAUGCUAAGAAGUGAUCCCAUCUCCCUACCGGUGCCAUCGAAGCCUGCCUUUUUCGACCGUGGCAACAUGCUAGACAAUGCUCCACUACAGGGUAGUACUUCAAACCAAUCUAGUAAUAACAACUUUGUUGGGAAUUCAACAAACGAGGUUUCCAUAACGGAGCUUCACCCUCGUUAA
Chenopodium quinoa (quinoa) is the source of this 1542-nucleotide messenger RNA. RefSeq names its product putative receptor-like protein kinase At4g00960. Gene Ontology annotation, molecular function: protein kinase activity; ATP binding. The transcript has 7 exons. The record is from RefSeq and is a predicted model, not a curated record. Gene Ontology annotation, biological process: protein phosphorylation. Bases 1 to 1542 code for a protein of 513 amino acids. NCBI's taxonomy places the organism in Eukaryota, Viridiplantae, Streptophyta, Magnoliopsida, Caryophyllales, Amaranthaceae.